AUGCUCACUGUUCAACUUAAAGAUAAAGCAAGGAUUUCACAGCUGCCCUUCGAGAAGUAUCCUCACGGGCCAUACAUGACCAAGUGCUGUGAGACCUCGAAGCUGGUGACCUUGGACCGGACUGCCCUAGCGCCCGGCAAAGUGGCGAAGUCCGAGUCGCGGCUGGAGCUCGUGGGCGAGGGCGAGGGGAAUGGGUGCUGCUCGUGCACUGGCAUGAGGAUCGGCGAUCUCGGCGGCGCCCUGCUCGAAGCCGCCAAACUGACGAGGUUCUGGUUCUGCCAGAAGCCGGGAUACGGCUUCUCCCAGAAGGUGGACGAGGAGGAGUCCGGCGGCGGCGUGACCCUGCACCCUCCCGAUGGUUUCUAUUCGCACCAGCACUCGAUACACAGCGGCCACCAUGGCCACAACGCGGAACCCGACCGCGGCUACAUGGACGGCAACCGCUACGUCACGGCCGUGCACCGACCCCUGCCGGCUCUGAACCACUCGAACUCGUCAUGCUCUUCGGCGUCGAACGCGUCGACCGGCGCUGGUCUGUGCGCGACCGCCGUGGAGCCGGCGCCGCCUCUCUACAUCGCCGCACCGCCGGAGGGCUUCGGCCUCGCCGUGCACAACAACAGCCGCUAUGAGAUGUCACAGGACCUCCUCGACAAACAAGUAGAGAUCCUCGAGAGGAGAUACGGGGGGCUGAGGGCCCGGCGCGCCGCCGUGACCAUCCAGCGCGCGUUCAGGAGGAGACAGCUGCUGAAGAAGUUUAGCGCCAUCACUGCGAUGGCCAAAGCCGCCGACUCGACCGCCAGGAGGCUGCAAGAUGGAGCCGAUCACGGGCAACUCGUUAAUGGUAACGACAUAUACGCGAACACUUUGCUGCAGAAGAGUCCGGCGGGUGCGGAGAAGACGUUGGCGCUCACCAGGCCUAUGCGUUCCAUGUCGCUACGCGAGAGACAUGAUGUGGAUUUGAACAACCAUUUACAAUGCGACACCCAGAACGAAGUGGAGGCAAUGGUCGCGAGGGUUCAACAGUCAGCGCACCAGAUACACAUGAUAGCCACCGAGAUGCCGCCGCAUCAUCGCGCCGAUACCGACAGCGGGACUAAGCGUUUCCUGAGGAAAUUUGUGAAGAGCGAGAACUUCCUAGCUGUUGCACACGUGCUUGGCGUCGGUGCCAGGAAGAAGUACAACGUGUGCAGCUGUUCUGUCAGCGGCUCCGUGACAAAUAUAUCGACGUCUUCCUCGCACAAUGACUCGCUGCACAAUCACCAACUGCUGAACAACUCCGGCCCGAUAUACGGCAACCUGCUGUCGUCCGGCGGCAAACCGCUGUCAUCGCCCACCGCCCGUCAGCAGCAACAGCUGGCCGCGAUACAAGCGGCCAACGCCCGUCGCCACCCGCCCGAGGUGCCCAAGAGGACCAGUAGCAUCACUCUGAAUGCCGAGAGCCCAGUGUCUCUCCGCAGGGCGGAAUGCGGCGCUGUUGUUCGUGGCGGCUCCAUGUCCUCGGUGCAGUCAUCGUCGUCCUCCUCCUCCCAGGAGCACCGCCACCACUACCACCAGCCGUACCAGCCUAGAGCGCCGGAGCCGCACGUGCACAUCCAGGAGCAGCACUUCCAGCAGCACCAGCGAACAGCUUCGGGCUCCAUAUACGAGGGUGGGGACCGCUUCGCGGUGUGGAAACGGCAGGAGGCGCCGCCCUACUACGAGGCGCCGCCACCGCCGGGCCCCUGCUGCCGCCCCCAGCACGAGCACCACCCGCACACGCAUCAGCCGAUGAAGGUCACCGCGGUUUCGGAGACGGUGCGCAAACGCCAGUACCGCGUGGGGCUGAAUCUCUUCAACAAGAAGCCGGAGCGUGGUAUAGCGUACCUCAUCUCGCGCGGCUUCCUUGAGAACUCGCCACGCGGCGUGGCCAGGUUCCUCAUCACGAGGAAGGGGCUCAGCAAGCAGAUGAUCGGAGAGUACCUCGGCAACCUGCAGAACCCCUUCAACAUGGCCGUGCUCGAGUGCUUCGUGAACGAGCUGGACCUGUCCGGGAUGGCGGUGGACGUGGCGCUGCGCCGCUACCAGGGCCACUUCCGGCUGCCCGGCGAGGCGCAGAAGAUCGAGCGGCUCGUCGAGGCGUUCGCGAGGCGCUACUGCGUCUGCAACACGGACUUCGUGCAGCGGCUGCGCACGCAGGACACGAUCUUCGUGCUCGCGUUCGCCAUAAUAAUGCUGAACACGGACCUGCACACGCCGAACCUGAAGCCCGAGGCGCGGAUGUCGCUGGACGACUUCGUGCGCAAUUUGCGCGGCAUCGACGACUGCGGCGACAUCGACCGCGACAUGCUCGCCGGCAUCUACGAGCGCGUCAAGGCCAGCGAGUUCAGGCCGGGCAGCGACCAUGUCACGCAGGUGAUGAAAGUGCAAGCGACCAUCGUUGGCAAGAAGCCUCACCUCGCCCUACCUCAUCGACGGCUCGUAUGCUACUGCCGCCUUUACGAAAUACCAGACAUACACAAGAAGGAGCGCCCUGGCGUGCAUCAGCGUGAGGUGUUCCUUUUCAACGAUCUACUGGUGAUAACCAAGAUCUUCAGCAAGAAGAAGUCCUCCGUGACGUACACCUUCAGGCAGUCGUUCCCGCUUUGCGGAAUGGUCGUCAACCUGUUCUCGGUGCCGCACUACCCGUUCGGCAUUCGGCUGUCGCGGCGCGUGGACGGCCGCCGGCUGGCGACGUUCAACGCGCGGAACGAGCACGACCGGUGCAAGUUCGCCGAGGACCUGCGCGAGAGCGUCGCCGAGAUGGACGAGAUGGAGGCGAUGCGCAUCGAGGGCGAGCUGAACCGCGGCAAGGGGCGCGGCGGGGGCGGCGGCGCGAGGAACGUAAUGGAGAAUCGCGAUAGUGGUGUGGCGGACGUCGAGAUCGAUCACCAGCAGUGCAUGGACCAUGUGCAUGUGCACGGAGUGGCGGUGCCACCCCCACCGGCUGGACCAGCGCCGGCGGCACCGUCGCGCCUCUCCCAAAACCCACCACCGACCAACAUCAUUAAGAGGAACGUGCUCAGCAACUCUCUGGUCGACAUCAACGAUCCCGUGGCGCUGGCAGCUGAGAGACUGCAGCGGCGUGGCUCCGUCGGCUCCCUGGACAGCGGAAUGUCCGUCUCCUUCCAGCAGGGCAGCCGGAACGCGCUGCACGCCACAUCGCCGAGGCAUCCGAACGAGCAGCGAUCACCGGGCCGCCUCUUCGGCGGCAUCUUCCCCAGUCGCCAGCGAAAGCUGAGCGCGUCCGGAGUCCUGGACACGAAGGGGCAGGUCGGGAAGAGCACCGAAGUC
Iphiclides podalirius (scarce swallowtail) is the source of this 3309-nucleotide messenger RNA. NCBI's taxonomy places the organism in Eukaryota, Metazoa, Arthropoda, Insecta, Lepidoptera, Papilionidae. The record is from the annotation of a GenBank genome assembly.